Lepisosteus oculatus (spotted gar) is the source of this 7183-nucleotide messenger RNA. RefSeq names its product sortilin-related VPS10 domain containing receptor 2 (gene sorcs2). NCBI's taxonomy places the organism in Eukaryota, Metazoa, Chordata, Actinopteri, Semionotiformes, Lepisosteidae. Gene Ontology annotation, cellular component: membrane. Gene Ontology annotation, molecular function: protein binding. The record is from RefSeq and is a predicted model, not a curated record.
CAUCAAAUAAAUACCCGAAUGUACAUGACCCAGUGGUCAGUCUUAAAAUUAUAAAAGACGUGUAGCAACUACACCCUUAGUUACCAGACUGAAUUGGUAGAGACGCGAGUACAGUAUUGUAGUGCAAAAAUAUUACAGAAAAUUAAUUCUCCGCGAUCUGCAAUGCACUUGCAACAGAAGUCACGUUGCAACGAUUUAGCGCCAGGUGGCAGCAGUACUUUUCCCAUUACAGUUCAUUAUCCUGCACAUGAAAAAUGACCACGUUGUUUCUAAUAUAUACCCUCGCUCUGGUUACAAUCCCUCCUACCUCCUUCUCUUCUUACAGUGGAUCUAUCUAUCUUCCAUUCACAUCACAGUCUCUGUCAGUAUCAGAUAAAGCGCUAUCAUGGCGCAAACUGGGGCAUCUCUUUCUCCUAAGAGGCGCCUGUCCGCGCACCUCUACUUCUGUGUGGUGUGGGCUUCGGCGUGGAUGUCUUUGCUGGAUCCCGUGCAGGGUGAGAGCGGUGUUUUGAAACGCACAAGCGGGGCAGGGAUUCCUGAUAGUAGCGGCGGUGUGUUGAGGAGAAGCUUUGCUAACAAUGAUGGAGAUGCUGCUGGUAUGGGAGCCUCGCGCUUCAGGAGAGCCCUGUCCCAAGAUAAAGUCGCUCUGCUCAGCAGUUCGUUCGUGCUCAAAGGAGAUGCAACCCAUAACCAAGCAAUGGUGCACUGGACAGGAGAGAACAGCAGUGUUAUUCUUAUCCUGACCAAAUAUUACCAUGCAGACUCAACCAAGGUUCUGGAGAGUUCCCUGUGGAGGUCUAGUGAUUAUGGAACAACUUAUACCAAGUUGAACCUGAUGCCUGGUACCACAAUUGUUGUCACCAACUUUUACAUCUGCCCCACCAACAAGAAAAAGAUCAUCCUGGUCAGCUCUUCUAUCAAUGAGCGGGAUCAGAUGCUGUUCAUAAGCACAGAUGAGGGAGCCAGCUUUCAGCGACAGCCUCUCUCCUUCACCGUCGAGACUCUCCUUUUCCAUCCGAAAGAAGAGGACAAAGUGCUUGCCUACAGCAAAGAGAAAAAGCUCUAUGUUUCUACGGACCUGGGAAGGAAAUGGACUUUGCUGCAAGAAAGAGUAACAAAGGAUCGUUUUUUCUGGUCUGUGGCAGGAGUUGAUACUGAUCCUGACCUGGUCCAUAUGGAAAUGCAGGACACCAGUGGAGGUUUCCUGUAUGUGACCUGUUUGAUUCAGAACUGCUCUGACAAAAUGGUAACAGCCCAAUUCCUUGGCAAGAUUGAUGAAAACUCACUGACUGUGCAGGAUGAUUAUAUAUUUGUGAAGGUAACCACUGGAAAUCGAACCAAGCACUACGUCUCUUACCGACGAAAUGAAUUUGUACAGAUGAGAUUCCCAAAAUAUGCUUUACCAAAGGAUGUGCAGAUCAUCAGUACAGACGAGAACCAGGUGUUUCUUGCUCUUCAGGAGUGGUACCAGACCGACACUUACAACCUCUACCAAUCAGACCCACAAGGUGUCUAUUACUCCAUUGUGCUUGAGAACGUCAGGAGCACCAAGCAGCCGGAAGAAAAUGUUCUAAUUGAUAUUUUAGAGGUUCGUGGAAUUAAAGGGGUGUUCCUGGCUAAUCGGAAAGUGGAUGGGAAGGUAACAACUGUCAUCACUUACAACAAAGGUCGAGACUGGGACUACCUCAUUCCCCCUGCAGUAGACAUGAACAGCAAGCCUGUCAACUGCAAACCGCCAGACUGUCACCUCCACCUUCACCUGCGCUGGGCAGACAACCCUUAUGUGUCUGGAACAGUGCACACCAAGGACUCUGCACCUGGACUAAUCAUGGGAGCUGGCAACUUAGGCUCCCAGUUGGUGGGGUAUAAGGAAGAAAUGUAUAUUACUUCAGACUGUGGGAAAUCUUGGAGACAGGUUUUUGAGGAGGAACACCAUAUUCUGUAUCUUGAUCAUGGAGGAGUCAUAAUAGCCAUUAGGGACAGCUCCAUCCCACUCAAAAUACUCAGGUUCAGCAUAGAUGAAGGGCGUACAUGGACUACCCACAACUUCACCAGCACUUCAGUAUUUGUGGAUGGUCUUCUUAGUGAACCUGGAGAUGAAACCCUUGUCAUGACGGUCUUUGGCCAUAUGAGUUAUCGGUCAGACUGGGAGCUGGUGAAGGUGGAUUUCCGCCAGUCUUUUCCCAGGCAGUGUACUGAGGCAGACUAUGAUCCUUGGAAGCUAACAAAUUUGCAGGGAGAGAUGUGUAUCAUGGGGCAAGAGAGAAGUUAUCGAAAGAGAAAAGACUCAUCAUAUUGUAUCAAGGGAAAGAGCUUCACGUCUGUUCUAACAUCCAAACCCUGCCAAUGCACGGAAAAGGAUUUUAAUUGUGACUAUGGCUUUGAAAGGGCCGCUAGCCUGAAGUCUGAAGGGGACAGGUGCUUUGCUGAUUUCUGGCAUGACCCCAGCUCUCCACCUUACGACUGUGUUUUAGGGCAGAGCUUUUUCUCCAGCACUGGCUACAGAAAGGUGGUGUCUAAUGUCUGUGAAGGUGGAGUCAACAAACAGCAGAGUUCCAAGCAGCACACCUGCCCUUUGCUGCCCCCUAGAGGUUUACAGCUUGGAAUCAAGGGCGAGUCUCUGGCUGUGGGUCCUGGUGAUGACAUCACCUUCGUUGUCAGGCAGGAGCAGGGAGAUACUACAAAUACGAAGUACCAGGUGGACCUUGGUGAUGGAGUGAGAGCUAUCUACAGAAACCUGACUGUGACAGACGAGCCGAUUCAGCACCGAUAUGAGAAACCAGGCAUCUACCGGGUCACAGUGAAGGCAGAGAAUCCAGCAGGGCAUGAUGAGGCUGUGGUCUAUAUUCAAGUCAACUCCCCCCUACAAGAAGUCCAUUUAGAAGUUGUUCCUAUUGCCGGAAGGAACAAGGAGGUGAACCUGACAGCAUCAGUCCUUCCUGCAACUGCAAAUUUAACAGUCUUCUAUUGGUGGAUCGGGGAUAACCUGCAGCCUAUUCUUACUUUAGAGAACAGUCUGAUAACCAUGUUCUCUGAAACUGGGAAUGUGUCAGUCACUGUGCAGGCAUCAAAUGGACGUUCAAUGGUCCAGGACACCAAAACAGUUUGUGUAUUCGAUCAAUUUGAGGUUAUUCCACUCAAAUUCAGCAAAACUCUGGACACUAUCAACCCAAAUAUUCCAGAAUGGAGAGAUGAUAUUGGGCAGGUGGUUACAAAAAUCCUAGCAACGGUCACAGAUAUUCCGCAGGAGUCCUUGGUUACCAUGGUGAAGCCUGGCCUCCCAACAGCAGCUGAUCUGUAUGUGCUUCCACCUGAGAAUAAAUCCGACAAGAGAAAUGCACCUGUUGAUAAGAGAAUCGCGACAAUAAAGCAAACCUUCAAUGAGAACAACGUUAGCUUUAUUGUGAGAGGAGGCUUGAUAGUGCUGGUAAAUCUGGCAGACCCUGAUCCAGGCUCUGGGAGGGGCACAGCAGGACCAGGGGUCUGGGCUCUGGCAGUGAUAUUUGUGAUCAGCCUUGUGGCCGUUGGUGCUUUCAUUUUGUACAAAUUCAAAAGAAAACUUCCUGGCAGAAAUGUAUAUGCCCAGAUGCACAAUGAGAAGGAACAGGAAAUGACCAGUCCUGUAAAUCACAGUGAAGACACCCAGAAUAUCAUCCAGGGGGAGGAAUUUAUUGAUGACGACCUUGACUCACAAACCCUAGGUAACGCAGGAGGUAAUCACUCUGGUGUGGUCCUGAGUAUAAACUCCAGAGAGCUGCACAGCUACCUAACAAGCUGAUGGUCAAAGACCAAGCAAACUGCACAGACUCCUCUCUAUAUUUUAUUACACAGCCUCAGAUCUUAAGCAGAAGGAAGAAAGCAGCUGAAUCUCAGUUUAUACCACAGCAGCAAGUCAUCUUUUCCAAGUUAAAGGACUGUGUAUUUUACACCUUCUGAGGAAAUGAAAAGAGUGGACUCCAAACAGCACUUAACGUAAAGGGUCUCAGUGACUUAACCUGUAAUCGCCCUUUGUAGCAACAACUCAAGGCACACCUUGCUUUAAUCUUUUAAUCUAACAUCCUGUCAACUUUCAUAUCCAGUUUGCUUUCCUUUGUUUGUUACUAAGUUGACUGUUGACAGCACAUUAUUUUUAUUAUUUGUCCUUGUUUAGUCACAGGGAGAAGAGGCCAAUACUUAAAAAGAAGGAACUCCGUAAAUUCUCAAAAGAUGUUCUUUGGCUCUAUGCACUAAAUUCCAGUGGUUUACAUGUAUAAAAUCAUUUCUGACCAACUGACGUAUACUCAAGAUUAGAUCAUUUCUACGUUUCGAGAUAACCAAACAGGGCACCAAGAAUAAUAAGACAAAUGCACAAUGAGAUGCUGCAUUGUGCUGUACAUCCUGUAAAUUUGAUAAGACAUUCAAGUCUUAAGCAAGAUUAAAUAUAAAGAACCUUGUCUUGCCUAUGUUGUGCUCCAUUUAUUAAUAUACUAUCCUACUUGAUAAAUAUCUUACAAGACAAAUUCAUGGAGUAGACAUAAGCAACACAAAUAUGUAAACUUUAAACUCUACUGCUUGUUGUGUCUAUAAAAUAACAAGUAGUGUUAUUCCUAGUUCUUUUUUAAUGGGUUUCACUGUGUGUAUACAUAAUAGUAUUUGAUUUGUCAAAUCUAUCUCCAUUUUACAUUGCUGAUUAUGCAGUGGAAUCUAAUCCAGUUUCUAGUUUGCAUUUCACAUAUUUGCCAAAACCAACACCUUAAAAUGUUCCAGAACUAAAAACACUUUUUUAAGUUUUAAAACAUUAGUUUAAGUUUACUAUUUACAAACAUGUACUGUAUGUUUUUCAACCAAAAAUGUCAGCCCUAAAAUAGUAUUUCAAAGAAAUGCAUUUGGUUUUUACUUAAUUUUCACAUUUUGUUGCAACAUAUAGUACACCCUAAACUACAAAUGUUUUAUUCUUCAGUAGAGUGCAAAACACUAUAUUGAAUUUGCUUGAGUGUAUUUUCCUGAAUCCGCAUACAUUAGUUAGCUUUAUACAGUAUUCUCACUGUGCUGGUGCAUUCUAAGAAUCUUUUAUGACUUUAUUUUUGUAGAAAUACUGCAAUGAAUUGAAAAAGUGUAUUGAAGCCACAAUACCUUCUUCAAAUGCAUCUGGUCUUCCUAUUAAGUACACAUAAUACUAACAUGGAAACUCUUGUUAUAAGAGGUGAGGAAAAAUACAAUUUCUUCAAUAGUUUGCAUUUACUGUAUGUAAACACUGGCACAUCAUAACUCACACUCUAUAAUACUGUAUCUCAAGUAACAUUAAUUCCUCCAAAAAAGUUAGCUUAUUUGUAUUUAAUGUACAGUGUUUCAAUGAUAAUGCAUUUUAAAUAUUUUAUUUUGGAAACAUAAUAACAUUGAAAUGUGUUUAUGUCACAAACAACACAAAAUAUAUUAUUUCCUUGAACUUUGACAGUACUUACCCAAUCUGUAAAGAUAUGGUAAGUAGCAUCAUAGUUAUAAUGCCAAAAAAAAAUACUUUAAGUGUGCUCAUUUUAGUCGAUUGGGUAAGAUGAAUGAAAUUGUUAAAUAAAUGGGUCUCAAUAACUCUGAAUGAAAGUUUCAAACACUGAUUAUGAAUUUCUGAUUUUCUGGGAGGAUGUGAACUGACAGAACACCAUGAUAAAUAUGGUUAUUCCCAUUAUGGGUUUCAAAUGUUAACAUUUUGUGUGAGGUAUGAUAAUCAGCAAAAGAAUUACAUUUUAUUUCACAGAAGUUGUGGUUUCAAUAGAGCCUAUAUUAGGCAGUCAAAUGCUGAGAUGUUCCCUUUAAUUGUUUUUGUAUAUUUAAAUAGUACACAUUUAUAUAUCCAUAUUAUUCUAAAUGUACACAUCAACACCAGAACAGUCCCACAGAUGCUUUUCACAAUGUUUUUAAAUAACUUUUUCCACUUUCACAAUAGAACAACAGCUCAUAUUUAUUUGUGGAAUUGUCAUUGAGACAUUGGAGGUUAGGCUUCACUUGAAAAUACUCAACAGUUGGUCACAUAUUAGAAGGACUGAAAAAUGGAACAAACAUAAAAACUGUAGAAGGCUUCCACUCAUUUUUCAUGUUUUUUUAAAUAUUUCUAUUAACAGUAAUCAAAGUGGUACUCCUGUUGGCAGUACUGUAAAUGUAUUAUUCAUUUAGCUUGAAGCUAAACAGAAAGGGAAAGCUCACAACUGUAAACAUCAAUUGUAGAAAUUAAAUUAAUAUACAGUACAAUUGUAAUUUAAACUGUACAGACAACACAAGAAGAGUAUACAUCACAAUAAAUAUAUUCUUCAAAGUUGUACUGAACGUAUUUUAGAAAUAUCCUACUAAUUCUGACCAAAAUUUUAUUGAUUAAAAACACUAGCUUCUAUCUCAGAGAUUUUGCGCUGCUUCAGGCCACAAGCUUAAUAAAUCACAUCAAUCUCUCAGUGUUGUGUACCACGAACCCUGGUCCACUUAUGUGUACCAAAGACUGCAGUUGCCAUGAUGUCUUAUCAUUAACAUAAGUAGAAUCAGUUUCACCACUCAGUUCUUAGAGUAAAACUUAAAGUGGUCAAAUUGCACUAUUAGCUUCAUUCUAAAAAUUGAAGGAUGUGUAAUUAACAGGCUUCCAUGUCCAAUUCAGGCUAUGCUGAGGUGUUUUCUUUAAAGUCUCAUUUCCUUCAUGCUGGCCUUAAAACAAAGAACAAAUAUUUAAUUGGCCACUUCUAGUAGUGUCUUGAAUAAGUCUGCAGUACGUUGUACUGUACUUUGUGGUAAGUCCUUACUUGUACAUCUUUUGUACAUAUGCACAUGUUGGCUUGUUAUUAGUUUUUUAGUGAUGUAAUGUUUGUAAAUUUUUUUGGGUGGUCAAAAAAGAUAUAUUUGUUGACACAGAGUAUGUGAAUUUGACUGCACAGUUUAUUCUUAAUGUUUUCAGUAAAUGUUUGGAUACUCAACAAAACAGUGCAUAUAACCAAGUGUCCAGCAUAGACACAUUACUUCCUCACUGUAUAGAUUUGUUCUAAUUUGAUCUGCUCAAUAAAGACUAAACAUUCCUCAGAAAUCAAAAACUUGCAAAUGUGGUGCUUACUCUACUGUAUACAGGACAUACCUGUGCUCUGUGUUGCAUCUAAAGGUGUUCUUUGAUUUUCCAACUUUCACUUCAAACUGUAUUAAAUAAAACUGGAUUCAAACUUUUUAGAAAUUCUUC